This is a messenger RNA of Hibiscus syriacus, 699 nucleotides long. RefSeq names its product protein LIGHT-DEPENDENT SHORT HYPOCOTYLS 7-like. Gene Ontology annotation, cellular component: nucleus. The record is from RefSeq and is a predicted model, not a curated record. Gene Ontology annotation, biological process: response to light stimulus; mRNA transcription. The transcript has 3 exons. Lineage: Eukaryota; Viridiplantae; Streptophyta; Magnoliopsida; Malvales; Malvaceae. The coding region runs from base 44 to 589 and encodes 181 amino acids.
UUUCUUUUGUUUUCACCCUUUCUUCUUUGAUUAGGUGAACACAAUGAUGUCAAUCAACAAAGGGAAGGAAAUAGCUGAAGGUUCUUCAAUACCAGCUACUGUUGCUGGUGUUGGUGAUCAGCGGAAUCCGCCGCCGUUGAGCCGGUACGUGUCGCAGAAGCGACGGGACUGGAACACUUUCGGACAGUACUUAAGAAACCAAAGACCACCGGUGGCGCUUUCGCAGUGUAACGCCAAUCAUGUCCUCGAAUUCCUUCGUUACCUAGACCAAUUCGGCAAGACCAAGGUGCACUUACAAGGUUGCGUGUUCUUUGGGCAACCGGAGCCGCCGGGGCCGUGUACGUGCCCUCUCAGACAAGCUUGGGGUAGCCUCGAUGCUCUCAUUGGUCGACUCCGGGCCGCUUAUGAAGAGAAUGGCGGGUUGCCUGAGACCAAUCCUUUUGCCAGCGGUGCUAUAAGGAUUUACCUUCGUGAAGUGAGGGAUUCCCAGGCUAAAGCUCGGGGGAUUCCUUACAAGAAGAAGAAGAAGAAGAGAAAUCCAUUGAAAACUAAUGAAGUUAGCUCAAGCUUCCAAAUUCAGCAGCCUUGAUUCUCUUAUGGGUCCUAAAAUAAAAUUCCAAGAGCUUGAAUCAGCCAUCAUUUCCUCCUUGGAUCAAGAUAUAGGUAAAUAGCUAGCUAGUUCAUCAGCACUGCCUAUAU